AUGUAAUUUUAUUAAAAUUUAUAUGAUGAAAAUCCUUACUUUAACAGAUUCUUCUAGGAACACUUCUUGUAUUAGGGAUUCAAUAUUUAAUUAAAUGGUUUGCCUCAUUUCAAAUCCUAAUUUAAUUUGAUAAACAAGGACCAUCUGAAUUUGACUUGGAAAUGUAAAUAAGACAAUCAGAAAUUUAUUUUCAUGGCAAACAAUUAGAGUACAAAUACAAUUAUAAAAUCGUAGUCACAAGACUAAAAAGUAAUUAAUAAUUUAAUAUCCUAGUAAAUCCAAUACUAAUUUCACUUGAUCAAUAGAUCCAAUAGAUAUAGUGUCUUACUUGCUUUGAAAUACAAUUAUGAAAAGGGUUUAUUAAUCAAACAUACAUUUACUCCUCAAAUUUAGAUCAGUUAGAAUUCAGGAACAAACUCUAAUCUAGAUGUUGGAUUCAAAUAUAGCUAUUUUAGCAAAUUAGACAAUGUACGAGUCAGAUUUAAUAUAUUUUCAUCUCUAUUAAAUAGAUAAAAUACAGAAUAUUAAUUGAUUGGCAAUUUCACAAAGCCAUAUAAAUUAUAGAUUGGAUUACAAAACAGCAGAAUUUGGUUGGGUUUCAUAUAUAAAGCCAAGCUUUUAAAUACAUAUAGUGUUGCAAAUUAUAAUAUUUCCAAUAAGAAAUAUGAUGCCAGUGCAUAUUUUCAGAUCAAUUAAAUUGAAAAUAAGUUGGAUAAUAAAUUGAAAUUUUUGAUUGGUGUUUCAACAGAAAAAGAGUUACUAGGAAAAAUAGAUUUUUUGACAAAAGUGGGAGCUUUGGGAUAUUGUCUAAAAUGGUAACACGUAAAAGGUAUGAGUAUGGGAUAUAAUAUUGAAAUAUGA
Paramecium octaurelia is the source of this 861-nucleotide messenger RNA. Lineage: Eukaryota; Ciliophora; Oligohymenophorea; Peniculida; Parameciidae. The record is from the annotation of a GenBank genome assembly.